UUCAACAAGUUGAGAUCGUUUCAGUUUCAUUCGCUUUAACGUCUCCUCUUCCAAAGGCUUUUUUUACUUGUUAAUUUUUUUUUGUGUGAAAAACUUUCUGUAAGAAAUAAAAAAAAAUAUUACAGGUGUUCUUUUUAAUUGUUUGCCAAGUGCUGCGAGGAUCAGUGUCAAAAGAGGAUAAAGAGGAUAUUGUUUUUCGUGAGAAAAGCCACGAAGAAUUUUUUUAAUGAAAAUUAUGAAGAUACAGCAACGAUUGAGCAGUUCAGCGCGAAAGUAAAGUGAUUUGUUCUGUUCGAUUGGACAAGAAAGCAUCACAAUGGAGUGGAACGAGGGUGAUCUUGUUUGGUUUGAUCCCGGUUUGGGGCACCCACUGCCAGGGGAAAUUCAAGAAGUACACCGAGCCGCUCAAGUAAUCAUCGUUCAGGCAGUCAUUAAUGGAAAAAUGAGGAUUGUGCGAUUUCACCUGGAGCCAUGGCAGAAAGGUGGAUCAGCUACAUCAACGCCAUGUUCCUCACCAUCACUCUCCUUCAGGACAAGUGUGAUUUGGCGACGUCAGCGGCGUCCCAAUGUCGAUGAUAUUCCGUGCAUUGAUAGACUGACUGAAGAGGAGAUUCGUGCUAAGAAACUCCGUGAAAGAUUGAGACAGCGAUACCCACAAGUGGUCAGGAGAUUGGUCUCCCUCUGCAGUGAUAUUGUUGCGCAGAAUCCACAGACAUUCACGCUCUCCCUGGGCGAGGGAAAUCUUCAGGCACGACAAGAUUUGGGAAGUACCGGAGUGGAUGACAUGACACAACUCAGUGAUCUCCACGAAGCAUCCCUUUUGUGGAAUUUACGCCUUCGCUACGAUCGUGGAUUGAUCUAUACCUUUGCCGGAAGUAUUCUCAUUGCUGUAAAUCCGUACAAAAUGUUCCCUGACUCCUAUGGGCUUGAGGUGGCAAAACAGUAUGCUGGACGUCCAUUGGGUUCACUGCCACCGCAUCUCUUUGCAAUAGGAGCAGCAGCUCAUGCUGCACUACCAUCACCACAAGUUGUUGUCAUUUCGGGGGAAUCCGGUGCGGGGAAGACUGAAUCCACAAAAUUGGUGAUGCAGUACUUAGCAGCUGUGGUGCCAGGUGGUGGAUCUGCCAGUGCUGUCAUCACGGAACAAAUACUCGAAGCAGCACCACUCCUUGAGGCUUUUGGCAAUGCAAGAACAGCAAGGAAUGACAACAGCUCACGCUUCGGGAAGUACCUGGAGGUGUAUUUCAAACAAGGUGCCAUUGUGGGUGCAAAGAUAACGCAAUAUUUAUUGGAAAAAUCGAGAAUUGUCACACAAGCACCCGGAGAGAGAAACUACCAUGUCUUCUAUGAACUUCUAGGUGGUCUAACGGAGGCAGAGAGAACAAAGUAUGGGCUCCUGGAGGCUGAAAAGUAUUUCUACCUCAAUCAAGGUGGAUCCGAUUGUGCUCCUGGACGUGUUGAUUGGGAAUCCCUCCAGGGAGCCAUGCAAGUUCUCGGGGUGUCUGAAAAUGAACGCGAAGGAAUUGUCCGAGUUCUCGCGUCUGUUCUCCACCUGGGCAACGUUUACUUCCAUCGACGACAACUACGUCAUGGGCAGGAAGGUGUGGAAGUGGGAUCAGAUGCUGAAAUCAAAUGGACUGGGCAUUUGUUGCAAAUCUCCAGUGAAGGGCUAAUGCGGGCACUAACAACGCGCAUCACAGAAGCCCGCGCUGAACGUCUGCACACCCCACUUAGCAUUGAUCAGGCACUCGAUAUGAGGGAUGCCUUUGCAAAGGCUCUCUAUUCGGGACUAUUCAGUUGGCUCGUUUCCCGGAUUAAUUCAAUUGUCCACAAAGGUGGCACGCAUGAUGCACAGAGAAUAUCAAUCCUUGAUAUUUUUGGUUUUGAAGAUUUAGCUGAGAAUUCCUUUGAGCAACUCUGCAUCAACUACGCCAAUGAAAAUCUCCAUUUGUACUUCAAUAAGCACGUGUUUAAGCUCGAACAGGCAGAGUAUGCGCGGGAACGCCUUGAAUGGACCCCCCUAACGUGGGAAGACAACCUCCCGGUGAUACAUCUACUGGCAAAGAAGCCCGUGGGUAUUUUUCACCUUCUCGAUGAUGAAUCCAACUUCCCACGGGCAACGGAUUUGAGUUUCUUAGAGAAGUGCCACUACAAUCAUGCACUCAGUGAGUUGUAUUCACGUCCUCGUAUUGGUGCCCAAGAAUUCGGUGUGACGCACUAUGCUGGGCAGGUGUGGUACUGCGUUGAAGGGUUCCUUGAGAAGAAUCGUGAUGCAUUGGCAAUGGAACUCUUAGAGCUAUUGGGAUCCAGUAAGCAACCAAUUGUAACGGAUAUGACACGAAUGCUCCGUGCUCAGCGGGAUGCUGGAAAAUCUAUGCCACGUGGUGCCAAUGGACGCUUUGUCACAAUGAAGCCACGCACCCCGACUGUUGCUGCACGCUUCUCAGAUUCCCUACAGCAGCUGCUGCAGUCAAUGGCACGUUCCAAUCCGUGGUUUGUGCGUUGCAUUAAGCCCAACAACGAUAAACAAGCCCUCCGGAUGGAUAUGCCGUGUGUGCUGCAGCAACUGCGCUACCUGGGUAUGUUGGAUACAAUUCGCAUCCGACAGAAGGGAUACCCAGUUCGAUUGAGAUUCCAGCACUUUGUCGAACGCUACCGGCACAUGCUGAAGACACCAAUUCCCCGUGGGACACCGUAUCGAGAACUCUGUCGUAUGGUACUGGAAGCACUGCCCAAGACCAAUACUGAAGGCCCAGAUUUCCAACUUGGAGCCACGAGAGUCUUUCUCCGAGAGGAAUUGCACCGAAUCUUGGAGAAUGGACGAUCGGAGAGAUUGCGAAAUGCUGCUGUUGUCGUGCAGAAGCACGUCCGAGGAAUGCUUGCGAGGAAACGCCUGCAGAGGCAGCGUCAGGCAGCGGUGCGUAUUCAAUCUGUGUGGCGCGGGAAGCGACAACGCAAGAAGUUCAGCAAUCUUCGUAGUGCAACAAUAAAAGCCCAGGCACUGUACCGGGGGAAAGUUCAACGGAAGCGCUAUGGCAUGCUCAAGGCAGAAAUGCGACGACGUCGUGAUAUUGAGCGAUCACAGCGUGAACGAAUGGCACAGAGAUUGGCCAAGGAGCAAGCUGAACGGAGUCCUGUUGUACAUCUCGAUGUACCGGCUGAGCUUGCAUUUAUCUUCUCAAAGAUCGAAGGGUGGAAUGCAGUGCACGGGGAUCGGCAUCUUGUGAAGGUUGUUGGCACAGUUCCUGGUCCACCUGCAACCGGAAACCUACCCAAUGAUCUCGAUCAGUUUGCCUUUGGGAAGUUCAGUUCGGUUUAUUGCAAUGGGGUUCGCCUGGGGGCACGAAGGGAUCCCAUAAAUGCUCCAUUUUUGUCACGUGCAGCUGCUCGUGAUCAAGAUUUCCAAGAUGCCUUGGCGAUGUUUAAGCUCAUCCUCCGUUGGACUGGUGACUCCUCACUCGAUGGGAUGAAGGAAAAGGCCCUUGCUGACUAUAUUGUGCACAAAGGACUCUCAAGUCGUGGCUUAAGGGAUGAGAUUCUCGUACAACUCUGCAAUCAAUCACAUCGCAUUGAUGAAAAGCAAUCUCAGCGUAUUUGGCAACUUAUGUCGCAUUGCUUGGCGUGCUUCCAACCCGGAUCGGCAUUCAAUAAGUACUUGAUAAAAUUCGUCGUGGACAAUGCACCUGAAACAAUGCGGGAGAUGCUCCUGAAGAAACUCCUGAGGAAUGGAAAUAUGCUGCAAACUCCUCCGUGUCGACUUUUCCCUCCCACAUGGCUGGAAUGGCGAUCAACAUCCAGGCUAUCUGACAUUGCCAUUGGGCUUACCCUACCUGAUGGUGUUAGUCAAACUGUAGCCAUUGAUUCGUGGACAACAUGCGAGGAAGCAGCUGGUCUUGCAGUAUCCUCUCUUGGAAUUUCCAGCUCUGGAUGGACGGUGGUGAUGGAUGAUGCUGGUCUUCUUACGGAUUCCUGUGGGUUGGACUUUGUCCUUGAUCUUGUUGCCGAGAAGGAACUCUGCCCGGCUUUUCCAGCUGUUCGUAGUGACCUAAUGCGAUGCGGCAGGAAAAAUUCUCAAGCACCAAUUCAGGAUAUUGAGCCAGUUAGCCCAAGGCGGCCACAGGUGCCACCACCAGAGCCACCGAGAAUGGAAAAUAUUGUUGAGAAGAAGAUUGAGUGUGAGGAACGCAAAGUUGAUUAUCGACCAUUUGAGAAUGUGACCCGAAAGACAUCACAUGAUCUUCUUUCACGCAGUUCAGCCCUCAAUGAGAGAUAUUUCGAGGGGGAUAAGACACGAUCACGAUCACUGGAUGAUCUUCUGGCUGGGGAAUCAGGAGAAAUAAUCCCACAGACAAAUCCUGAACCUCUGACAACGCUUGGGCUGUCUGAGAGUCGUCUCAAUGAUCGCUACCACUCAACGGAACGCCUAGCACCAACAAAGCAAGUUCAGGAGCCACCACCACGCUACCAAAAAUCCCAAUAUGCUGGAAAACGCUCUGCUAGCUCGCACUCUAGCAAAUACAUCGAUAGGAAUGAGUAUGGGAUUAGAUCAUCAGCUAUGUCUGAUACAAGUGAAGCUCCAUCCCUUGCUAGUCACGUAAGACGUGUCCGGGUGCCAUCACAGGCAUCGGAUGUUGAUCAAUUCUUGGAUGAACUCUUCAGUCCCGUUCUCGAUGGGUCUCUAGAUGAACUCUCAGAUGCAAGAUCUCUAGCUGCAAGCAUCCGUGGGGGUGGUUUUGAUGCGGAAAUGGAUGAAUUUGCCAGUGCUCCACUCAUGGAUGACGAUAUAGCGCUGCUUUGCAAUCCAAUUGGUCUUACGCAGCGAAUUAAGGGUGGUGGGGAAACAAAUAAGGCAGCAGCUGCAGCUCAAGAUCCAGACACUGAAGUUGCUUCCAUAACUGAUCCGCUGGAAAUAUCAGUUGAUGACUACAUAACAAAUCUCUUCCAGCCAAUCUUCAUCAAUGACUCCCUGAGGCACCUCACGGAGAAGUCAGAACUCGUGGAAGCCAUCAAGGGUGGUGGCACAGCUCACACGGGACAAGCAACAAAUGGCUAUGGGGCUUCCGUGCGCCCCAAUCCACUCCAAAUGAUCCGUCCAGAUGCCAUAAUGUCCAUGGUGCCGAUAGCAGGUGAUGAAUCAAUUGUGUAUCAGCAGCAUGUGCAACGGGCCUUCCUUGAGUCCGCCAUGGCGCAAAAUUUGCAAAUUCAGCAGCAAUUAAUGGAGCAGAAUCAAGCUCUUCAGAGUCUCCUACGGCAGCAAGAUACUGGACCAACAUCUCCGCAUGCACCAGCAGCUGGGAGGAAACCGAGUUUCAAGGGGCGAAGUUCAUCGUCACCUUUUCUCGAUAUGCUGCGCAACAGGAAGGUAUCAUCGGAUAGUGGUGGUUCCCUGAUUCCACCACCUCCUCCGCCACCAAUGCCACCACCACUGGAAUUUAAAGAUCCCUCAGAGGCACGUCCCUUUAUUGAUCCCUACGGACGUGCUAAGACGGUGCGUAUUGGGAAAUGGCGCUGGCCACCACCAAAGGAGACACCAAUGAAUGAGGCAGAGGAGAAUUUUAUGCGCUUCAAGAUGAGACAGAAUCAACGGAAGACAAGCCCACAGGCAAAUAAUCAAACUUCCGGAUCUCCCAAUGAGUCUGGAACAGUGGAAUGGGAGGAAUUUGAAGUUGAGCACGCUGUUAAGCCAUCAAGUGCCCCCAAGAGCUUCCAUCGGGAUUCAACGGCAUCCAUGGAGCAAUCGAAUCACACCGUGGCACACAAUUCACCUGCUAAAUUGACGCAGCGUCGGAGUUUUGAAAUUGGAGCUGAACGUCCACCACCUGGAAGUGUGGGGAAGCUUAAACUGAGCUCAGAGAUGCGACAGAGAUUGGAACAAGUAACAGCAGGGCAUUCAGUGAGAUCAUCCAACAGUACACGUUCAGAUCGUCCAGAACGGGUGCCGGCAAAACUCGAAGAUGCACGGAGAAUGAUGCUGGAGCAGCAACUUGGUGGUGGUGGGAUGUAUACGCAGGCUGAACAGAGACCCAGAAGCCCGGAACUCCCAUCAGUUAGGAGUCAUGUGCAGCGAAUGGAACAGGGGAAGCGUCCAACACCGCCACCAUGGCCUGUGGUUCUUCCUCCUGCACCUCCUGGACCAGCACCACCACCACCAAUACGACCACCAAAUAGUGUGCCACCUGUUCCACCGCCUCCAGCACCGGUGGUACCACAACAAGCACAGCAGCAACGCACGGAGGCAGCUGCAGCUGAACUUCCUGCAUUUAUGCAACGACAGGAGCAGGAUACAUUUGGAGCACGUCCCGGAUGGAGUGCUUCCGGAGAAGUUAAUGCAUCCAAAUUGGAUUUGGUUUAUGAAACCAACUUCAAGAAGGAUAUUGCAAUGGAACGCGAGAGAUCACGUUCCAGAUCAAGAUCACGUGAUCGUGAGAAUUUCAGUGAGUCCGUGUGGGACCGUGCUGAGGUGGAGGGUCCCCCAUCGAGUGGGAGCGAAAAGGAUCGUGAAAAGCGUGAUCGUUUCUAUGAAAUUCGUCAAGUUGAACGUGAGCGGGAGAGUAACAAAGUUUAUCAGCCUGUGCCACCAAAGAGUAUAGCACCGGAGAAGGAUAAGGUACGCGGGCCAGCUGAGAGGGCCACCUUCAAGACACACAUGGCACAUAAGAAUGCCCUGGAACGCGAACGAAAGAGUUCAGCAUCGACAUUAGUGUCCAACAAUACGGAAAAGAUGGAUGAGACGGAUAUGAUGGUGGAUGAUUGGCCAAUGCAAUCAAUUCCAGCACCCGUACCGGCACCACCAUCCCUCAAAAGUUCCGCAGCUGCAUGCUUAACGUACAACCGUGUUCCGUGGAAGUUGCGUGUUCGCAAGGAGGUCUUCAGACCGGCUGAAGCUAUUGGUCCACCGGCUGCACUGGAUCUUCUCUUUGCCCAAAUAGCAUCGGAUGUCUUUGGGCGUACAGCAUGCUUCCGGAUUGCACCGUCAGAACGUCGCGCUGCCCUAAAUCUCCUCGAGGGGCACAAUGUAACGCUGGAGAAUAUGCGUGGUCAGGUGCGUGCCAUCAUAAAGCGUCACCUUGUCGAUAUGGCGCGCAAUUGGCCCUUCUACUUUGCGCGUUUGUUCGUUGUGAGUGGUUCACCGCAGCUACCGGAAGUCAGUAUCCUCGCGGUGUCGCACAGUGGAGUAUAUUUGGCGCGCAGGAAUUCUGAGCAUCUUCUCAUCAUUCGUUCAGUGCCGUUUGCCGACCUCCAAGGUGCCACAACACUCCCACGUCCAGCUGCACUUCAGCUAACACUCCGCAAUGGGAAUCGCGUUACUCUGCAUGCCCCACGUGCUCCAGCAAUUCAGACUAUGGUCCAGACUUUCUGUCAGGAAUUCAAAAUGAUUCAUUCGAAGACAUCAACACUGUCUUCAGGAGCUAGAGCAGCUGCUGCUGUUUUGAAUGCAAAUCACACGGAGCGUCAUCAUCAUCAGGAAAUUGCACGUAGGACAAGUUCACCGGCACAGCAGCAUCAUCAUAGUGAUGAACAUGAGCAUCAUGGGCGCAAAUCAUCCUCACCGGGACACCACAAGACAUCCAUCAAUCAUCAAGACGUCAUUAUGCAACAACACGUGAAAGAUGACGAAACAGUUCCGGUGAAUGGAGCUCCCGCAGGAUCGGCAAAAUACUCUCUGCUUCAGUUCGCAGCACAACACUUCCGCCAUGAUGCUCACGGUGAGGAGGCAAAGGUGGCACCUGCUGUGACGCGUGGCGAAAAGAGAUCAUCCAGCAGUAGCUCAAGACCACAGUUGGAUCUUGUGCGGUGGCAGGGGAUGCCCCUGAAAACACCCCUGUUGCGCCUUCCCUCGGAUUUGGCAGUCCUCGCAUUGGAGUGCUUCGAAUGUAUCCUACGCUACUGUGGGGAUCUCCCGUCGGAUCCUGACCUCACAGAGGUUCAGUGCGUCUACACAAUCCUCAUGCACUGUCACAAGCAUCUUACGUUGCGGGAUGAGGUGUAUUGUCAGCUUAUGAAGCAGACAACGGUAAAUCGAUCACCAAAUCCCGAAUCAGUGCAGAGAGCAUGGCGUCUCCUUAGCAUUCUGGCAGCAUACUUUGGCUGCUCAGAUGCCCUGAGGCCGUACCUCAUGGAGCACCUCUCAGUAGCCGCGUCGGAUCGUCGACGUUCCUGCCACGGAACGGCGGCUGUAUGCUUGACAAAUUUGAGGAAGACAGCCCGCUGUGGCGGACGGAAAAAUGUGCCAAGUGUUGAGGAAGUCACCGCUGUCUCAGCGGGACGAUCCGCUCGACGACAGAUCUAUCGUCUUCCGGGCGGUGCUGAACGUGUUGUAAACACCCGCUGCUCCACCGUUGUUGCGGAUGUAAUUGCUGAAUUGUGCUCCCUUUUGGGCAUUGAAUCCACAUCGGAGCAACAAGAAUUCUCCCUGUACUGCAUUGUCCAAGGGGAUGCCUUCACAAUGCCCCUGGCGGCCGAUGAAUACAUCCUGGAUGUUACAACGGAACUCCUCAAGUCUGGUCAGCCAUUCUAUCUCAUCUUUUGCCGUAGUGUUUGGCAUUUCCCACUCAAACGUGAUCCCGCCCCGACGCCCCUCUACGUUGAGGUGUUGUUCAAUCAAGUUGCCCCCGACUACCUCGAGGGGUUGCUCCUUGAGCUCCCUGGGGGUGGUGCACCGGCACCCGAUGUUGUGCGUGACAUGGCGAGAGUUGCGGCACUUCUGCACCGUGCAGCAGAUCUCAGUCAUGUGCCAGCCAUGAAGGAGAUUAAAUUCCUCCUCCCAAAGCCGGCUCUUGGAAUUCGGGAGCUGCGUCCAGCACAGUGGGUGGCUCUUGUGCAGUCUGCAUGGCCAUCUGUGGCAAUUCUCAGUCCGGGGCAGGUGAAGGCGCAAUUUUUGGCCGUUUUGGCAACGUGGCCACUCUUUGGGAGUAGCUUCUUUGCCGUGAAGAGAGUCUGGGCGGAUGAUUUGGAGGAAUCAGCAUCAAUAUGGCGAGAACUUAUUCUUGCUCUCAACCGGAAGGGGAUUCUCUUCCUCGAUCCCAAUAGUCACGAAACUCUGCAGCAUUGGCCCUUCACUGAAGUCAUCUCCACGCGGAAGGUUCGUUCUGAGGAUGGAGCCCUCUUCUUGGACAUGAAGGUGGGCAAUUUAAUGCAACAACGCGUCAUCCGUGUGCAAACUGAGCAAGCUCACGAAAUCUCCCGCCUUGUUCGGCAAUACAUAACAAUGGCUCAGGUACAGCAGAGGGAUAGGCGAGACUAAAGGCACAACGAAGAAUUAUUCAAUGAAAAAAAUAAUUUUUAUUAUAAAAAAAAUAAAAUUCAGAGUUUAGGUGUAGUUAAGGAUGAAUCUCUCAGCAUUUUAUUUUCAUUUCAUUGUUAACAGAAAGAAUCUUCAAGAGACAAAUUAUUUCCUCUAUUUUUUUUAUUAUUGUAUAGGCAUUUUUAACUUUUACUUUAUUAUAAUUAUUAUGUUAUUAAAAAUAUACUCAUCU
Messenger RNA from Lutzomyia longipalpis, 9476 nucleotides. RefSeq names its product unconventional myosin-XV (gene Myo10A). Gene Ontology annotation, cellular component: myosin complex; cytoskeleton. The record is from RefSeq and is a predicted model, not a curated record. Lineage: Eukaryota; Metazoa; Arthropoda; Insecta; Diptera; Psychodidae. The transcript is spliced from 12 exons. Gene Ontology annotation, molecular function: ATP binding; cytoskeletal motor activity; protein binding. Bases 317 to 9244 code for a protein of 2975 amino acids.